This is a messenger RNA of Anopheles funestus (African malaria mosquito), 1668 nucleotides long. Its product is annotated as thioredoxin domain-containing protein. The record is from RefSeq and is a predicted model, not a curated record. Lineage: Eukaryota; Metazoa; Arthropoda; Insecta; Diptera; Culicidae. The transcript has 5 exons. Bases 168 to 1124 code for a protein of 318 amino acids.
CUUGUGGCACGGCUGUCAUCGCAAAGCAUUGCUGGCGAAGACUUGUUGAUCGUACCGCUUUUAUCGGGAAAUUCUGUGAUAUUUUCACUGUACUUAGCAUCAUUCCAGUGAUUUCUCUACUUACGACAUAUCCAUAAUCCAUCCAUGGUAAUUGUACCUCAACAGUAAUGCUCAAAAUAUUCUUGUUUACGCUUUUGGCCCUUACCGGCAUUUGCCGUGGGUCCAGCUUGGAGACUGUUAGUGAAGAUGAUCUCGUAAAGAAGUUUCACAGCCAUAACAACUUCAUUGUGCUUUUCUCUAAACCAAACUGUCCUGACUGCGACAAAUUUGAGGGGAUCUUAUCGAAACUGACACAGGAGUUUGAGGACAAUCUGCAGGCACAUGCUGUAAAGGCGGUGAGCAGUUCUAUGGCACGGCUUUACAGUCCGAGCAAGGAACCGGCGGUGGUGUAUUUCCGCCACGGCGUUCCCCUGCUGUACGAUGGUCCGAUAGAGGAGGAUGCUCUGAUCGGCAAGCUUGUACAAAACAAAGAUCCUAACGUGAAGGAACUUUCCGAUGAAACGUUCGAGCAUCUUACCCAGGCGUCUAGCGGCGCUACUACCGGUGACUGGUUCAUUAUGUUUUACACAACGAAUUGUGUCGAAUGCCAACGACUUACUGCCGUUUGGGAAGCGGUCGCAGCUGAUCUGAAAACGCGCAUGAAUGUUGCCCGUGUGCAAAAGGAUGGAAAAGGGAGUGAAACAGCCACUCGCUUCCAGGUUAAAAAUGUGCCUGAAUUCGUUUUUCUACGCCAAGGAAAAUAUUAUCGGUACGAAAUAAGUAAAUAUGAUAUCAAAUCUUUUGUAACAUUCGCCCAGGAUUGGUACAAGAAUGCAAAGGCUACAAGAGUUCCAGUACCAUUGUCACCCUUCGAUAAUCUCGUGGAAUUGGCUGUUCAGUAUCUUAAGGACAUGCCAAGCAUGUACGCCAAACUGUACAACGAAUAUCCCAUGGUGGUGUACGCAUUUGCUGCAGGCUUGUUGUUCAUCGUCGGUGGCUUCGCGCUGGCCAUUAUACUGGCCAUUGUGACUCGCUGCAAAGCAGCAUCCCGAGCGAAGAAGGAAACGACCAAGAAGGCAAAAUAAAUGCUCGCGAUGUGAUUUAAAAUCAGAGAGCAAUAACAUAUUUGGAAACAAAUGAAAUAAUGUCCAAAUAGAAUGAUUUUAAAAAUAAACCAACCAUAUCAGUCUCAGGGGUUCUUGGGGUUUCAUAUCUGCCUUGUUAAAUUUGAUUUGCUCUACGAACGGUAUCGGGUUUCGGCAAAGUUCCAGUCGAGUCGAUUCAAUUGAAAAAUAAAGAAAAUUAAAUUUCAUAUCGUUACAACGAAAACGUGUUUUUACAUCGGAAUAAACAUUUCAAAAUAAUCUGUCAAACAUUUUGUCCUGCACGUGUCACGACUGUCACUGGAGUAAACAAAUAAACCGUGUGCUACCAACAACAGUUUUGUUUCUUGCAUUGAAACUUUAUUAACGGGAGUUUUCUUUAUUUCCGGAUGGAAACCAUCGCUUCAAAAUACAAUAGAUUAGGCCCUUUGUAGAAUGUCAAACACAGCAACCACCAGCGAUGGACUAGGACCAGUGAAAAAGUCCACGGAGAAAACUCCACGCAAAAGGAAUCGCACCGACGGCG